Acanthosepion pharaonis is the source of this 726-nucleotide messenger RNA. The record is from the annotation of a GenBank genome assembly. NCBI's taxonomy places the organism in Eukaryota, Metazoa, Mollusca, Cephalopoda, Sepiida, Sepiidae.
AUGGCGGAAUCUUCCUCUACCAAAGGUGUCGAGGACGCCUUUUCUAAUUUUUAUACUGAAGUCAAAGAAAUUGAAAAGCGAGAUGCUUGUCUUACUUCAAAACAACAGAUUGACCGCCUCACUAGGCCUGGGUCUACUUACUUUAACCUGAACCCCUUUGAUGUACUACAAAUUGAUCCUGAUUUACCAAUGUCUGAAGUUAAGAAAAAAUACAGACAAAUGUCCAUAUUGGUACAUCCAGAUAAAAAUCAAGAUGAUAAAGAAAGAGCUCAGAUAGCUUUUGAAGCUGUGAACAAGGCUUACAAGACACUUGAGAAUGAAGAAGGCUAUAAGAGAUGUCGAGAUAUCAUUGAUGAGGCUAUAUCAAGAGUCGAAGAGAUGAAUAAACAGAAACGAAAACAGAACAAGAAAGAAGGCAAGCCAGUGGAUGCUGUUGAAGAAGAUCAACAAAAACACAAGCAUGCAGUCUAUGUGCAGACAUGCAAGCUGUUUGCAGACUUGGAGCGGUUGCGUCAAGAAAAAGAAGCAAAGGAAAUGCAUGAGCGAAAACGAAAAGCAGAGGAGGAAAUAUUGGAUGAAGAAAAAAGGAAAGUUGAAGCGGAAUGGCAAAAGAAUUAUGAGGAGAGUCGAAAAGACCGCGUGAACAGCUGGAGGAACUGGAAGGCUGGUGGUAAGAAAGCAAAAGGUUUGUUCCGUCCUCCUAAACACAAGGCAGAACAAAGAUGA